AUGCCUUUCUACGAGGUCCAACACACGUACCCGCUCACGCGGGCCCAAAAACACCGCUUCGCCCAGGCCAUCACGCGACUGCACUCGACGACCUUCCUGACGCCGUCGCUGUUUGUCAACGUCAGCUUCCACCGACUCUCCAAUCCGCCGCCACCGCCGCCCACUUCUACCUCAACCUCAACCUCCACUUCUCACGGCGGUGCUGGUGCCGACGCCGCCGACGACGAGGCCAACACGUACUUCCUGGCCGGCGAGCCCGUGGCGCACGACCACGCGGGCCCGAACCGCCUCCUGGCCAUGGUGCGCACGUCGCCCGCCCGCACCAAGGCCGUGUUCGACGACCUCGCGGCCCAGCUCGAGGCCGAGUGGGACCAGGCCGUGGGCAUGGGGGCCGCCGCCGCGGCCGGCACCACCGCGCGGGACCAGGCCGAGCGGGCGGCCAAGAAGAUGCAUUUCAUUGUGUUUUACCCCAUGAUCGCGGCGAGGGAGAACGGCGUGACGAUUCCGGAUGCCGGCUCCGAGUCCUCCUGGCUGCGCGACAACAUGCCCUUCUUCAAGGCGCAGGCCUACGAGCACCACGACGACAACUUCCGCAAGAUGGUCGAGGAGAUCGACCGGCGCCCCGACCUCAAGAAACUCCUCGAAUAAAGGGAAAGGGGGAUUCUCGGGGGUCGGAAAGGCAACGACGGCCUGGGCGCGGAAGUGGAGGCGGCGGAGCGAGCGAGGGGAGACAGACCCGAAAGAUGACUCGGAUGAGGGCGUGGAUGAGCACAAGUGAAAGAACGAGCGAGAAUCAAUCGAGUAUAGCAUGGAAUUCAAUUGACGGCAAUGUCAAUUGCCAACUGUGCUCCACCCUCGUAGUCGAGCCGGUCCCGUACAAUCCAACGCGGCGAUCCGUGAUUGUACCUACGAAGCACUCUCAAUUGAAC
Messenger RNA from Cladophialophora immunda, 929 nucleotides. RefSeq lists its product as uncharacterized. The transcript is spliced from 3 exons. The coding region runs from base 1 to 648 and encodes 215 amino acids. The record is from RefSeq and is a predicted model, not a curated record. NCBI's taxonomy places the organism in Eukaryota, Fungi, Ascomycota, Eurotiomycetes, Chaetothyriales, Herpotrichiellaceae.